CCAGGGACUGGAGAGUGAGAAGAACUGGAGGUAAGAGCCCCCCACUAGCCCUGCUCCCCCAGCUCCUGGACACCUCAGGGCAGAGGGCACAGACAGCCUCUGAAGCUCCUGCCUGGUGGGAUCAUGAACUGGCAGCCACUGUGGCUGGGCUUCCUACUCCCCAUGACAGUCUCAGGCCGGGCCCUGGGGACUGCAGAGAAGGAGGCAGCAGUGGAUUACCUAUUGCAAUAUGGGUACCUACAGAAGACUCUAGAAGGAACUGAUGACUUCAGGCCAGAAGAUAUCAUGGAGGCUCUGAGAGCUUUUCAGGAAGCAUCUGAGCUGCCAGUCUCAGGUCAGCUGGAUGACGCCACAAGGGUGCGCAUGAGGCAACCCCGUUGUGGCCUAGAGGACCCCUUCAACAAGAGGACUCUUAAAUACCUGCUGCUGGGUCGCUGGAGAAAGAAGCACCUGAAAUUCCGCAUCUUGAACUUGCCCUCCACAAUCCCAUCCCAGACAGCCCGGGCAGCCCUGCUUCAAGCCUUCCAAUACUGGAGCAAUGUGACCCCACUGACCUUCCAGGAGGUGCAGGCUGGCUGGGCUGACAUCCACCUCUCCUUCCACGGCCGCCGAAGCCUGUAUUGCUCCAAAGGCUUUGAUGGGCCUGGGAAGGUCCUGGCCCAUGCUGACAUCCCAGAGCUGGGCAGCGUGCACUUUGAUGAAGAUGAGCUCUGGACUGAGAGGACCUACCGGGGGGUUAACCUGCGCAUCAUUGCAGCCCAUGAACUGGGCCACGCCCUGGGGCUUGGGCACUCCCGAUACACCCAGGCCCUCAUGGCCCCUGUCUACACUGGCUACCGGCCCCACUUCAAGCUGCACCCAGAUGAUGUGGCAGGGAUCCAGGCUCUCUAUGGCAAGAAGACCCCAGACACAGGGGAUGAGGAAGAAGAGACGGAGCUCCCCACUGUACCCCAAGUGCCCACAGAACCCAGUCCCAUGCCGGACCCCUGCAGUGGAGAACUGGAUGCCAUGAUGCUGGGGCCCCGUGGAAAGACCUAUGCCUUCAAGGGGAACUACGUGUGGACUGUGACAGAUUCAGGGCUGGGUCCCUUGUUCCGAGUGUCUGCCCUUUGGGAGGGGCUCCCAGGAAAUCUGGAUGCUGCUGUCUACUCUCCUCGAACACAAUGGAUUCACUUCUUUAAGGGAGACAAGGUGUGGCGCUACAUUAAUUUCAGGCUGUAUCCUGGCUUCCCCAAGAUUCUGAAUAGAGUAGAACCCAACCUGGAUGCAGCUCUCUAUUGGCCUCUCAACCAAAAGGUGUUCCUCUUUAAGGGCUCCGGGUACUGGCAGUGGGAUGAGCUGGCCCGAAACGACUUGAGCCGCUACCCCAAACCAAUCAAGGGGUUGUUUACGGGAGUGCCAGACCAGCCCUCAGCUGCUAUGAGUUGGCGAGAUGGCCGUGUCUACUUCUUCAAGGGCAAACAGUACUGGGCCCUCAACCGGCAGCUUCGAGUAGAGAAAGGCUAUCCCAGAGAUAUUGCCCACAACUGGAUGCACUGUCGUCCCCAGACCCCACACACGACCCCAUCCGGUGAGGACACCACUCCCUCAGCCACAGGCACUGACCACUGAGCCACAGGAACAAUCUUGGAUACCACUUCCUCAGCCAUAGAUACCUCCUUGAACACUGACCCCUCACCCAGAGACACAAUCUUGGACAUUACCCGCUCAGCCACAGGCCCCACUACCCUUUCAUUUCCUCGUAAUGUCACCCUCCAGAGGCCUAAGACCUGAAUCACAUGCCUGCUCACGAGACUGCAGGCGCUGCAGCAGGGGCAUGAACCACACAGACCUCAGGCCU
This is a messenger RNA of Ceratotherium simum simum (southern white rhinoceros), 1840 nucleotides long. It is a transcript of the gene MMP19, whose product is annotated as matrix metallopeptidase 19. NCBI's taxonomy places the organism in Eukaryota, Metazoa, Chordata, Mammalia, Perissodactyla, Rhinocerotidae. Gene Ontology annotation, molecular function: metalloendopeptidase activity; zinc ion binding. The record is from RefSeq and is a predicted model, not a curated record. Gene Ontology annotation, cellular component: extracellular matrix. Gene Ontology annotation, biological process: extracellular matrix organization; proteolysis; collagen catabolic process.